This is a messenger RNA of Stylophora pistillata, 1400 nucleotides long. RefSeq names its product RYamide receptor. Gene Ontology annotation, biological process: G protein-coupled receptor signaling pathway. NCBI's taxonomy places the organism in Eukaryota, Metazoa, Cnidaria, Anthozoa, Scleractinia, Pocilloporidae. Gene Ontology annotation, molecular function: G protein-coupled receptor activity. Gene Ontology annotation, cellular component: plasma membrane. The record is from RefSeq and is a predicted model, not a curated record.
GACAUCUGAAAUUCAUAAGGUAUAUUUUUGUCUGGUUUAAGUAGAAUAUAAAUAGCCAACGCAAAGCUGCUUGCGAAAGACAAACCUGAUAAUCCUGGUGCCGGAAAAUGUCCGUAAACGUAACCGGCGUAACGAUGAAUGGAACACAGUCCAUGUCGACUUGCUUCAACUCCACAGCAGUAAGAAUUGGUUGCACCUUUGCUUACUGUCUGCUAACUGUUGUGUCACUGGCUGGAAAUACCUUCAUUGGAAUCAUUGUCUAUAGGACUAAAACUCUGAGAACACCAAUCAAUUUUUUGAUGGUAAACAUGGCCAUGUCCGAUCUGUUGUAUCCAAUUAUAUUCUUUACGACGAGGUUGACAGGGAUAUACAAGGCCGGCCACUGGUUGAUCAGUGGUCCCCUUGGGCAAGCCUUGUGUAAGCUGAGUGUCUUCGCUGGAGAUGUCUCAACUCUUGUGUCAGUUCAGAGCCUGGUGCUGAUAACAGUGGAUCGAUUUGUAGCUGUGGUAUUUCCCCUCCGCUCCCCAUCGAUCAGCUCAAGGCAGGGCUGGUUCUCCAUUAUCGCCAUUUGGAUCGUUGCUAUGGCAGUCCAUUGCCCAUACUUAUUCGCCUUCAAAGUUGUCGAGUAUUCAGACGGGCUGGUUUGUUGGUUGCAGUGGAAUGACACAUUUGGAGAGUCCUCGUAUGAAGGCUACUUUCUGGGAAUAAUUAUUGUUGUCGUCUAUGUCCCUUUGGUGUCGAUUGCCAUACUUUACUUCGCCAUCGCCUUAACAAUUAAAUUCCAGAAGAGUCCAGGCGAGCAAUCAGCAAAUGUAAGAAAACAGCACUUGAGGAGAGAGAGAAAAGUUCUGAAGCUGUCCAUUGCCGUCGUGUUAGUUUUUGCUGUAUGCUGGCUGCCAUUCAGUAUCAUGGUCCUCUUCCUUCUCUUUUCCUUAGACAGCGCCAUGAUAUCAUCUUGCAUGAUCCAAGAUGGUUUUGUAUCUGACCAUGAUCCUGUGUUGUUUGACAUUAAGUUGCAUUGUGGUCGUUCUUGUAAAUCUUCUCCAAGACAAGUUUAUGAUUUCAAGAUAGUGAAUCUUGAAGAUUUGUAUGAGCUCUUUCACUGGAUACCAUGGAACGGUGCCUUUUUGGAAGAUGAUGUGAACUCUGCUGCUGUUAAUGUCACGGACUUGAUUUUGGCAGCUGCUGAUGACUGCAUUCCUAAGUUUGUAGUUAAAAAGAAGCUAAAUCCCCCAUGGAUAACUCGGGAGGGACUUAGGUUUGUCAAAAAGAAGAGGAAGUUGGGGGUCUUUUCCAAAUCCUAUGAUUUGGAACAUGGGGAUUCUCAUCCAAAGGAAGAAGUCGGUCCUGGUAGCCUUAUUUCUGUCGCAACUUGCCCUAGUGAAGUUAAGAAAAUUUUG